Molecule: messenger RNA, 1314 nt
Organism: Dentiscutata erythropus
Lineage: Eukaryota; Fungi; Glomeromycota; Glomeromycetes; Diversisporales; Gigasporaceae
Source: the annotation of a GenBank genome assembly
AUGUCUCAAAUGUCUUCGUCCGACGAAGAGAUUGUCAUAAAACGACAAGUUGUUAAGAUUAAGCCGCGAACGAUAAUAAAAUCGCAGCCACGACACGUUGAAUUAACUCUAAAUGAUAACACCAAUUCACAAAAUGUGUCCGAUUUACCUGAUUCACCUAGUAAACCGAAAAAAGCAAAACUUUAUGACGAUGAGGACGGCUUCUUUACACGAUCUUCCUCUUACGUGUCCAUUAAAAAAACAAAGACUGUAAAAAUUCUCAAAGAACCUAAGGAAAAAACUUCAUAUUUGGAUUGGACAUCCGACGGUCCAAUCGAUAUGGAUAAUAAUAGCGAUCACAUAAAUGAUCUUUCAGAUUAUUCGGAUGAGACUAUGGAAAGAAGUGAAGCUAAUGACAGAAAAAAAAUUUCGGACCCGAUAGACAGAGAGCCAUCUUUAACACCACCACCCGAACUUAACGAAUAUCAACUGAGAACUACGGUUGGCACGCUAAGAGCGACACUCUCACAAUAUUCAGAAGGGCUUCGAUCUGAAAGUGCCGACAUCGGUUCACCAAGCAUAUCUUACGAGCCACAGGAUGAUAUAGAAUUAGAUCCUGAACUUUUAGCUAUUCAACAGUCUAUUAAACAGCCAAAUGGAAAAUUAAACAGAUACGUUGAUGCUAAAGUUGAGAUAACAGUAUUUCCUGUUCGUCAUCCGACGGAUAUCCAAACUAUGGAUGCAAACAGAACCACUCAGACUGAAUUUGACAAGCCUAUUAAAUUUAUCAUGAAAGCGCAAGACAAUUUCGAGCGAAUGAUAAAGAACAUAUGUGAAAAAAGAAAUAUAGGGAAACAAGAUAUAGUGUUGACGUAUAAAAAAGUAAAAGUAUUUCCGCGUAGCACGCCGGAAAGUUUAGGAAUGUCUGGUCAAGCACAUAUGGAGGUAUUCACAAAAGACACAUAUAACUAUUACAAAGAACGGAAUGACUUAUUAAAACAUAAAAUGUUAGAGGAAAUAGAGAGAGAAUCAAAAUUGUUAUCGGAUAAUUCCAAUGAGUCCGAUUUUGAUAAUACAGCAAAAAUAUUUCAACCGGAUAUUGAUUAUAUUCAUCUAAAGUUGUUGAGCAAAGAUGAAUCAAUCGAAAAGUUGAAAAUAAAAAAGACUUUAACAGUACAAGCUGUUAUUGACCAUUACAAAAAAAUCAAAAACAUCCCGGACGGUGUUCAGAUGAAAUUGAUGUUUGAAGAUGCUGUGCUAUCUGUUACUGAUAUGCUGGGGAAUACUGAUUUGGAGGAUGGUGAUAUGUUGUCCGUCGUUAUUCAUAAUUCAUAA